AUGGAAGAAGAUGAUGGCGGCGGUAGUAGCAGCAACAGAGAUGGGCUGAAUAAGCAAAUCCUCAUCCAGUUUGUGAAUCACGAAAACAAAUCGACGGGUCCAGUAAUCAACGUGCCUCUUAGCAUAACAAAGGAUAAUUUGGAUCAACUCAUUAAUGACUUGAAUACAAAAAAUAAUGACAGUUCUAUUCAGGACGAUUAUCAACAGAAUUUGAACUACUCCUUUAUGAUUAAUGACAAAUUAGCAAUAAAAAAUAAUUUGUAUGAAACUAUAAAGGAUAAUGCUAUAAGUAGUGAAGAUAUUUUACGUAUAAAAUAUUUCCCUUUAAAUAUUUUUAAAAUUAAAAGAAUUACAACAUGCAAUUCUACCUUACCUGCUACAGCGGGUAUGGACCAAAAUGUCUUUAUAUACGAAACACACACAGGCAAAUUGGUAAAUAAAUUAAGUGGGCAUAAGAAGGAAGUUACAACGUUAUGCUUUGAGCCCCUUCACUUGCUCAACAGAAGCUCCAUACAGAAAAUUGCUCCUGAUGUGAAAAAGAGGAAAAAGGAAAACGAAACAGAAGGGGAGACAAUAAAUGGGGCCAAAAAGGGGAAAUUCGACGCAGAAACGGAAUUGGAGGCUUCUUCUUAUGGUCCCCCAAAUGGAACGAGCGAAGCGCCAAGUGGGGAAAUUAAACAAAAUAAAGGGGAAAAGGGAGACGAAAGUAACGUGGGGGGUGACCAAUACGACCCAAAUAGUGAUAACCCCGAAGAAGCCCCUCCAAAAGGGGCCUCUCACAAAAGUACCCCUCCAAAAAGCAUCUCUCACAAAAGUACCCCUCCAAAAAGCAUCUCUCACAAAAGUGCCCCUCCAAAAGGGGCCUCUCACAAAAGUGCGUACUUCCUAAAAUGCAGACUUGCCAGCGCAGGCAAAGAUGGCUGCAUCAGAAUCAACAACGUCCUGAACAACUGCGUGGAGAAGGUGCUGACCGGACACACAAACACAAUCACGUGCAUACUAUGGUCUGGCACGGACCAGCAGAAUAGCAGAAUCUAUAGCAGCUCGAGAGAUACUACAAUCAAAGUAUGGAACCCCAACGAAGGUACACUCCUUCAUAAUUUUAAGGGACACAAACACUGGGUUAAUUGCUUAUCUAUAAACACAGAACGGAUAAUCAAAAAUGGCAUUUACAACCUCGACCUUAUCAUAAACAAAAUACACGUAGAAAAUCAUAUCGAAAAAUCAAAAACAAUUUUUAAAAAUUUUUUCCAAAGCGUAAAGAAUGAAAAACUGGUAAGUGGAUCAGACGAUGGGACUCUUUACCUUAUUGAUUGUCUACCAAAUGAUGAAUUCAAAUCCAUCAGAUUAAUAGGUCACCAAAAGACAGUUAUACAUGCACAGUUUUCUCCCGAUGGAAAUUUCAUUGCUUCAUGUUCUUUCGAUAAUACCGUUAGACUGUGGUCCGGAAAUAAUGGUCAAUUUUUAACCGUCUAUCGUGGUCAUGUUGGACCCGUUUACAAAGUCGUUUGGUCCAUUGAUAACAACUACGUUGUUUCGUGUAGCCAAGAUAGCACGUUGAAAUUGUGGAAGGUCAGCCACCUCCUUUCGCAGUUAAAAAAGAAAAAGGUAACUCCCUCAGGUGAAGAAGACGCAACUCUCUCAACUAAUGGGACUGCCAAUGAGAAGGAAGGGAAAAGUGAUUCAAAGCAACAAAAUGGGAAGGACUGCCCUCCUAACGGGAAAAACACCAAAAAGGUGAAAACGCUCCUUGUGGACCUUCCGGGGCACUCAGACGCUGUGUACGCCAUCGACUGGUCUAACGACGGCAAGUAUGUCGCCUCCGGAGGGAAAGACAAGCUUUUGAAGAUAUGGUCCUACUGA
This is a messenger RNA of Plasmodium cynomolgi strain B, 1863 nucleotides long. Its product is annotated as WD domain G-beta repeat domain containing protein. Gene Ontology annotation, biological process: ribosomal large subunit assembly. Gene Ontology annotation, cellular component: nucleolus. Lineage: Eukaryota; Apicomplexa; Aconoidasida; Haemosporida; Plasmodiidae. Gene Ontology annotation, molecular function: protein binding. The transcript is spliced from 2 exons. The record is from RefSeq and is a predicted model, not a curated record. The coding region runs from base 1 to 1863 and encodes 620 amino acids.